AUGGCAACUAAUUCAACAAAUCCACUUACCAUAUUUUUAUGGAACGCCAACGGUAUUCUUCAACACCUAAAUGAACUCCAAAUCGUGAUUUAUGAGAAAAAAAUUGAAAUAGCGCUAAUUUCCGAAACUCACCUCGUGAAAUCUUCUACACUCUACACUAAAUUCAUGGAUAUGAAAUUAUAAGAGCAGAUCACCCUGAUAGAACAGCACAUGGCGGAGCUGCUCUAAUAAUCUCCAAUCAAAUUGAACACUCCCCUCUGUCACCUCUCAGGAGCUCCAAUAUUCAAUCAGCUAGCACAACGUUAAAGAUAAACUCGGUUCCUAUCUCCAUAGCAUCUUGUUAUUUCCCUCCUGGAAAUUCAUUUUUUACACCUGAACUUAUAAUUUUUCUCCAAUCUCUAAGCCAUAGCUAUAUUUUGGGCGCGGACUUCAAUGCCAAACACCAAACUUGGAGCCGUUCCACUAACACUAGGGGCCGAGCGUUACACAACCUCAUAACUCAAAAACACCUCAAAGUCUUAUUAAGCCCCUCUCCGACUUAUUGGCCGUCGCAUGCCAACCGUCAUCCAGAUGAUAUUUGA
This is a messenger RNA of Cinara cedri, 581 nucleotides long. The record is from the annotation of a GenBank genome assembly. Lineage: Eukaryota; Metazoa; Arthropoda; Insecta; Hemiptera; Aphididae.